ACUUACUUUUUACUCUAUUUGCACCCCCCUACUUUUUCAUCCAAACAACAAUUUACCCCUCCACUUACACCCUCCACCAAGUUGCACCCCCCAACAAUUUACCCCUCAACUUGUACCCCCCUCGAACUUGCACCCCCCUUGUUGCCAAACAUAGUGGAAAGGACGACCGAAAUCUGUUUGGUUUCCGUUGGCCCCCAAUUUCUCCAUCCCCAAAUCGGGUAAAUCCCUUACCUCUCUUAAAUGGAAUCAUCGGAGAAGCCGAACCACAGCUUCCCGCCGGACGACGGCUGGUUCUUUGAGGCCUUCGACGACUUCCCCUUCGAUGACUGCUUCAGUUGUAACGACCAAUCGGAUCAAUCCACCUCCGACUCCACCGUCUCCGAACCUUCCACCGAGAUUUCCUCUCCCCGGACUACCCUUCGCCGUCGACCGGUCCCUGGUCGCGGGUUCGCUAACGAUGAUGAAUUCAAGCGAUCCGAUAAGGAGGAAGCCUCUACAAUCGCCUCCUCCGUCACGCAGCGUGACAGUAAGAACGCGAUAUCGUCGGUAGAGAAAGAGAAGGCCUUUUACCCCGAUUUGAAAGAAAUCGGGAGCGAUUCGGAGAUAGUUGAGUCUUCGAAGGGUACAGAUGAAGUGGAAUCGCCUUCAUCUCAAAAUAUUGCAGCCGUGGACGGGUUAAGCGAAGAUGCGAAGAAGGAAGAAAAGGAAGAGGAGUCUGUGUUGACGGCCAUGGAAUUGGAUAAUGAUAGAGGAAGAGGAGCCAUCGACUCGCCGCGAGGUGAAGUGUUUGAACCGCCUUCUUCGAAUCUGCUUGAAUUGAUAGCUGGAUUGGUGAUUAAAGCAGCUGGAUUCCAACUCAAUUUGAUCCUCAGUUUCGUUUCUUUCCCUUUAUGGGCUCUCUACUGCUCCUAUAUGUUUGUCACCGAUCCAUUUGGCGUUACAAGGCGUGGCAAGAGAUUCUUGCUGCAGCGGUCGCUUUCCAUAUGGAACUCAACUGUUGGGUGUUUGAGUUCUACGGUGAAUGAUUGGUUAAAGGAGCAUCAGACGAAAUGGAAGCUCUUGCUGGGAGUUGGGUGGGGGUUGGUUCUCUGCGUUUAUGUUUGUAUCAUUUUGUGUGGAUUGCUGGUCAUGGCAAUUAUGGUUAGCAGCUUGCUGAUGAAGUUUCUGGUGGAAGAGCCGUUGCAGAUAAGGGAGGAAUUGAAUUUCGAUUUCACACAGAGCAAACCGGUGGCUUUUGUUCCAAUGGUCUCUUGUCCUGGUGUUGGCUGUGGUGUCGACUGUAAAGAUAGUAAGGUUGGGGAGAUCAUGAGUUUCAGGCAGAAAGUCAUACCUCCCAAGCAUAAAGUGCAGGCUACAGUAUCGAUGACUCUGCCUGAAUCAGAGUACAACAGAAAUCUCGGGAUGUUUCAGGUACGGGUGGAGUUUCUCGCAGCUGAUGGCAGCGUCCUCGUGAGCAAAAGCCAUCCAUGCAUGUUGAAGUUCAAAAGCGAGCCAAUCCGAAUUCUUUUAACUCUGUUUAAAGUCGUGCCCCUUGUUGCGGGUUACAUAUCCGAAUCCCAAACACUGCGGUUGAGGAUAAGAGGUUUAGCAGGAGGUGAUGUACCGACUUCCUGCCUCAGGGUGAUGAUUGAACAGCGAGCCGAAUUCAAUCCCGGUGGUGGUAUACCAGAACUGUACGAUGCCUCCCUGGCCCUCGAGUCUCAACUCCCUUUCUUUAGAAGGAUCAUAUGGGGUUGGAAGAAGACCAUCUUUGUGUGGAUUACUCUCAUAUCCUUUGUGAUGGAGUUGCUGGCUGCUCUAAUAUGUUGUAGACCUGUAAUUCUCCCGAGACCUAGGCCAAGAAAUGUUUCUACUCCUGAAGUACACAGUUCUAGUCGAAACAAUCUCCCCAAGCGAAGGUAAAAUUUCCAUUUUGCCUUGGGGCGUGUAUGUAUCUGAUUGUAGCAGUUAAUUGAACAUCGCUCACUCAUUAGCUUAUGAAAUCCUGACUAUACUGUUCUUCUUUUAGUUUCUAUUCAGAGUUGUGUUCCAAAUGUACAGGUAACGUUAUCCCAUUGGUUAUUGGAGUUUGAGGCCAAGGUCAUGGUUGUCUAUAAGCGUCCAUUAGACUGGAUGCCUGAGAUGGUAUAAACAUUGUGCAUGCGCCACCUUUUUCAAGAGCUAAAUUAGAUUGUUCUGAUAAACUAAGAAUCAAAUGGGCACGUUGGAUCGAAUAUUUGACCGCCUAAAAAGGAUUUGCAACAAGAAUCAUGUGCGUUUGGAUAAGUAAGAGCUCAGAAAAUCAAUGUCAGAUGAUGCAACCUGGCAUGGUGCAUACAGUCCGGUUGUGAGAUCGUGCUCAUAGGGACUUGUGGAUUAUGUGUUGAGGUUUUAGCAACGGUUGGAUCAUGGAUGAAUGCGGUGACAUAAUAAAUGUCACAGCAUUCA
Linum trigynum is the source of this 2427-nucleotide messenger RNA. The record is from the annotation of a GenBank genome assembly. Lineage: Eukaryota; Viridiplantae; Streptophyta; Magnoliopsida; Malpighiales; Linaceae.